Messenger RNA from Pestalotiopsis fici W106-1, 1263 nucleotides. RefSeq lists its product as uncharacterized. The record is from RefSeq and is a predicted model, not a curated record. Bases 1 to 1263 code for a protein of 420 amino acids. NCBI's taxonomy places the organism in Eukaryota, Fungi, Ascomycota, Sordariomycetes, Amphisphaeriales, Sporocadaceae. The transcript is spliced from 4 exons.
AUGUCUGUACAGAAAGUCCAGAGCAUCGAUAUAUAUCAUGGACUCCCAGUCUACCCCGACGAUGUCGAGGGCUUGACAGCCGUCAUUACGGGCGCCAAUGGCAUCUCAGGCUAUCACAUGCUCAGAGUGCUAGGCGCAUCGCCCAAACGAUGGUCAAAGAUUUACUGCCUGAGCCGGCGCCCGCCGUAUAUACCAGGCGGACUGCCCGCCAACGCCGAGCACGUGGCGCUGGACUUUUUAAAGUCGCCCGACGAAAUCGCAGGCGUGCUGCAGGCCAAGGGCGUGCGCGCCGACUAUGUCUUCUUCUUUGCCUACCUGCAGCCGGCGCCAAAGGAGGGCGGCGGGCUGUGGUCCGACGCCGACGAGAUGGACCGCGUCAACGCCCUGCUUCUGAGCAACUUUGUCGAGGCCAUGCGCCUCGCGCAUCUCAAGCCUCGGCGCUUCAUGCUGCAGACGGGCGCCAAAAACUAUGGUGUUCAUCUGGGCCCGACCAAGCUGCCCCAGGAGGAGUCGGACCCGCGCGUCGAGCUCGAGCCCAACUUUUACUACUCCCAGGAAGACUUUCUUUUCAAGUACUGUCAGGAGGAGGGCAUCGGUUGGAAUGUGCUCAUGCCGUGUGGUAUUCUGGGAGCUGUACCUGAUGCCGCGACUGUAUAUGCUGCCGUCUGCGUAGAGCUGGAGCAACCCCUGCUGUGGCCAUCCGACAUCAGCUCGUGGCAGACAUACUGUUCCCAGAGCAGCGCCAUGAUGAAUGCAUAUAUGGAGGAAUGGGCUGUCCUUACUCCCGGCGCUGAAAACCAGCGAUUUAAUGCAUGCGAUGACAGCGCUUUUACCUGGGAAGGAUUCUGGCCUCACCUCGCUGGCUGGUAUGGACUCGAGUGGAGAGGACCAGAUGACAAGGCAGAGUUCCACGAGAUCCAUACUCGAUUCAAUCCCCGCGGGUACGGUCCGUCGGGCGUGGUCCGAACCACUUUCACCUUUGUCGAGUGGGCGAAGCGCCCGGAAGUGCAAAAGGCAUGGAAGAGGUUGGCCGAAAAACACGACCUGUCGCAGAAGGAGCUCAAAGAUGUGGACAGAGUCUUUGGGUUCCUGGAUGGCAGCGUCUCCCGCGCGGGGUCGCUGAUGAUGAGCAUGGCUAAAAGCAGGAAGCUCGGGUGGCACGGUACCGUGGAUACGACAGAGUCCUUCCUCGCCGUCUUUGAAGAUCUUGUGAAUAUCAAGAUGAUACCACCUGUGCCCAAGAUCAAUGUGUCUUUGAGAUGA